Molecule: messenger RNA, 1152 nt
Organism: Benincasa hispida (wax gourd)
Lineage: Eukaryota; Viridiplantae; Streptophyta; Magnoliopsida; Cucurbitales; Cucurbitaceae
Product: mediator of RNA polymerase II transcription subunit 22b-like
Biological process (GO): regulation of transcription by RNA polymerase II
Cellular component (GO): mediator complex
Molecular function (GO): transcription coregulator activity
Source: RefSeq, a predicted model, not a curated record
ACCGUAUAAGUGUGGGGGUUGAUUUUCUCUUUUUGGUGGGCUAGGUUUUUGUAACAGCCCAUUGAGCACCCUUAUCCAAGCCCAUCUCUAUGUUUGAAUUCCAAUGAUUGUCUAGGGUUGCAUCUGCCUCUGUGGUGCGUCUUUGUAACGACGGCAACGCCGGUUAUCUCCGACCACAGACGACAAGACCGCAGCUUCGACAAACUCUCAGCGACGACGUUUCCAGCAGCGGUUUUCUCCCUUUUUGACGAGAACUGAUUCAAUUCUCAUUCUAUUAUUAUGAACAAAGGCAUUGGUGGUGGAAUUGGCCCCACCGCGGCAGCUGCAGCGGCGGCAGCUCAGAAACAGAAACUGCUUCUCCAAAGAGUGGAAACCGAUAUAGCCAACAUUGUUGACAAUUUCACUCACCUUGUCAAUGUCUCUAGGGUGAAUGAUCCACCUGUUAGAAAUUCACAGGAAUCUUUCAUGAUGGAAAUGCGUGCGGCCAGAAUGGUUCAGGCAGCUGAUUCUCUGCUGAAGUUGGUUUCAGAACUUAAGCAGACAGCAAUAUUUUCUGGAUUUGCUUCACUAAACGACCAUGUGGAGCAAAGAAUUGUGGAAUUCAAUCAGCAGGCACAACAGACUGACCGUCUUUUAUCUACAAUUGGUGAAGAAGCUGCUGCCAGCCUGAAGGAGCUUGAAUCUCAUUAUUAUUCUUCAACACAGAGAACUAGUCAGAACAACCUGACAUGAUUUCUGUUCAUUUCUAUCAGCUUGUCUAGCAGCCAUUCCAGCUGCAUUGAGAGUUCACAAUCUCAACCAAUUGGUUUCACUUAGCUCUGGUGGUUUCAGUGAGUGCAUUUCCAUGUGCCCUAAUCUUCUUCAUCCUGGUUGUGGUUGUGGCCUUAUGUGCCCUUGAGAGCUUCGAUCAAAGGCAUUGACCACCUUGAAUGGAGUUCUUGACAGGAUUAAAGUUAUAGCCUUCGACAAGAUCGGGGCAAUCAGUAAAGAUGAAUUUGUAGGAACUAAUUUUCGAGCUUUACGAGAUGUUAUUAGCUUGCACAGCUUGAUUCAUUGGUAAAUAGUAGCGUAAAAACAUCACCAAUUCCUAAUGUUGAUGGUGUUAUCUUACAUUUUUCAAAAUUUUCACUAAUGAUUUUCAUUUUCUUUAAA